AUGAAUUCACCACGAAUUCAAAAGGAAUUAGCAAACGCUUGUGCUUCAGAGGUCACACUUGCCAUAGUUAAUGAUAUUGGAGAUAAAGUUUUCACUCUUUUGGUUGAUGAGGCUCGAAACAUUUCAAUGAAGGAGCAGAUGGGAGUUGUUUUAAGAUAUGUGAAUAACGAAGGAUAUGUGAUUGAGCGAUUUAUUGGAAUCGUGCAUGUAACUGACACUUUCUCUCAUACUUUGAAAUGUGCUAUUGAUGAUUUAUCGGUGAAGCAUAAUUUAUCUAUAUCUAAAGUGAGAGGGCAAGGAUACGAUAGAGCUUCUAAUAUGAGGGGUGAGUUUAAUGGAUUGAAAUCCUUAAUAUUGCAAGAAAAUCCAUAUGCCAUGUAUAUUCAUUGUUUCUCUCAUCAACUCCAAUUAAUUAUUGUUGCGGUUGCCAAGGGUAUUAGAGUUGUGAAGGAUGUUUUUAGCUAUGUCUCCAUGAUUGUGAAUAUGGUCGGGGCAUCUUGUAGAGAAAAAGACCAACUUAGGCUAGAGUUGCAACAUGACAAGAUUAGUUGA
Salvia splendens (bonfire salvia) is the source of this 552-nucleotide messenger RNA. Its product is annotated as zinc finger MYM-type protein 1-like. Lineage: Eukaryota; Viridiplantae; Streptophyta; Magnoliopsida; Lamiales; Lamiaceae. The record is from RefSeq and is a predicted model, not a curated record. The coding region runs from base 1 to 552 and encodes 183 amino acids. The transcript has a single exon.